Molecule: messenger RNA, 1143 nt
Organism: Diaporthe amygdali
Lineage: Eukaryota; Fungi; Ascomycota; Sordariomycetes; Diaporthales; Diaporthaceae
Product: zinc-binding oxidoreductase
Exons: 1
Coding region: 1-1143 (380 amino acids)
Molecular function (GO): oxidoreductase activity, acting on NAD(P)H
Source: RefSeq, a predicted model, not a curated record
AUGCCACCAUCAAACAAAGCAGCCUGGCUCCAGAAGCCCAAAGCCCGCCUGACCGUCUCGUCCGCGCCAUACACCCAGCCCGGUCCAAACGAGAUUGUAAUCCGUUCCCGCGCCAUCGCGGUGAACCUCUGCGACUGGGCAAAACAGGACCUGGGCGACAUGAUAUUCCCUUGGGUCAAGUACCCUUUCGUGCUGGGCGAGGAUGUUGCAGGCGAGGUCGUCGAGGUCGGUUCCUCCGUGAGCGCCUUCCAGAUCGGGGACCGCGUACUGGGCCACGCGUUCGGGGCAGACAACAAGAGCGCCGGGGCCAGUGAGGGCGCCUUCCAGGAAUACGUCGUCCUCCAGGCCCGCUUGGUUGCGCGGAUACCGGAUGCAGUAACGUUCGAGCGCGCCUGUGUGCUGCCGGUCUGCCUGAGUACUGCCGCCAGCGGGAUCCACUGUGAGAAGUAUAUGGGGCUGAGCUUGCCUUCCAUUCAAAAUUACUCUCCAAAGGAAGGGAAGAAGGCUGGCAAAGUCCUUGUCGUUUGGGGGGCGAGCACCGCCGUCGGGAUGAAUUGUGUACAGCUCGGCGUUGCGGCUGGGUACACCGUCAUUGCUACCGCCGGCAAGCACAACUUCGACUAUGUCCGCUCACUUGGAGCGCACGAGGUAUUCGACUACCGCAGUGCGGGUUGCGUUGGGGACAUCAUCAAGGCCACCCAGAAAAUUGGGACAGGAUGUGCCGGGGCCGUUGCCAUCGGAGCCUGGUCGAUCAUACCAUGCAUAGAUAUCGUCUCAGCCUGCUGUAAGGGCACCGACAAGAAGUAUGUCGCGCAAAUGUCCCUGAUUGGGCCGGGUCCACCGCAGCCAGGAGCAUUGAAUCUGAUGUCGUGGUUGGCCCAGGUAAGCUGGGCGUGGGCCACAACCCUGGUGAAGAAAAGUUUGAAGGGAGUCAAGGUCGAGUUUGUCUGGGGAUCUGACCUGUACAACGAUGGUGUUGCAGAGGCAGUGUACGGUGACUUUUUGCCUAGUGCUCUCGCACAGGGCAGGUUUGUGCCGGCGCCGGAGCCACAAAUUGUCGGGCAUGGGCUGGACAAGGUCCAGGAGGCGUUCGAGGUGGGCAAGAAGGGUGUGUCGGCGAAGAAGAUUGUGGUGACUGUUUGA